CUUGGGCUGGGGAAAGUUUUGGGCGAAAAUCGAAUCUGUUGUCUAUGUAUGGACUAGUAGCCUAGCCUACUGAAUGGCUUUCAGCAAAAGAGAAAACUGGGACAAAUCUCUCCAGCAAUGACGAAUGCGUGGCAUUCUCCCAUAGUAAUGAGCAGAAAUACCGACGGGAUUUGAUCCGGCAUUCACUGUCUCGUUUCAUGGAAUUUAUAACCGGGCAGAAACGGCCAGGGAAGAGAAUCAGAAUUUACCGGUGACAUUUUUCUAGAAAAAAAGGGGGAAAAAACAGGUAAAGUGAAUGAACAGUGAAUAAACAUAAGACAACCUCUCGGACUGCGUUGUUAGUGUCUCGUGCGCAUGUAGUCAGAACAGAAAAGUUACCCAAUCUUAUAACUCUUCAACGUUUGAAACUUUUGAAACUUUUUAUACGACAUUGGUCGGACAACGGGCAUACGGACUAUGGCGAAGAAAUACGACUUCCUCUUUAAAUUAUUGCUUAUUGGAGAUAGUGGAGUUGGCAAAACAUGUCUGAUAAUUCGAUUUGCAGAGGAUAAUUUCAACUCAACUUACAUAUCCACAAUCGGCAUCGACUUCAAAGUCAAGACCAUAGAGGUGGAUGGGAAAAAGGUUAAACUCCAAGUCUGGGAUACAGCAGGCCAAGAAAGGUUCAAGACCAUCACUACUGCUUAUUACAGAGGAGCGAUGGGGAUAAUCCUGGUGUAUGACAUCACAGAUGAGAAAUCCUUUGAGAACAUUCAGAACUGGAUGAAGAGCAUCAAAGAGAAUGCCUCUGCCGGAGUCAGCCGGAUGUUACUGGGCAACAAGUGUGACAUCGAGGCCAAAAGGAAGGUCUCCAAAGAAGCCGGAGAAAAGCUUGCAAAAGACCAUGGCAUCCGAUUCUUCGAGACCAGUGCCAAGUCCAGCAUCAACGUGGAGGAGUCCUUUGAGUCUUUGGCUCGAGAUAUUCUGCAGAAAUCCACCAAGAAGCCGAGUCCAGCAGGUCGUGAGGUCAAGCUGACCACUACAGAGAAAAAGUCUUCUAAGUGUCUCCUGCUUUAAAUGUUUCGCAAAAAAAAAGAAAGAAAAAAAAAGAGAGGGAAAAAAUAUACAUACCUGCACAAAAUUCUGUUGUGCAGGAACUCCCCAGUUCUAUCAAACCUAAAAAUACCCCCUAUGCAAACACACACACACACACACACACACACACUCAUUUCUGCAGGACCAACAUGACACACACUCCUUUCACAUUCCACAUGUUUUCUGCUUAGCUCAGGGCUAAGUGAGAUUUUGCAGAUGCACUUUGUGAGGUGGCUUAACUCCAGCCUAAGACCUGGGUUUGCCUGGCCCUGUUCCAUAAUAGGGUUUGCACCCAACUUUUAGGGCAAAGCUUCAAACCUCCAUUCGGCUGCAAGAGAUUUUUUCAUUAUUAGCCUCUGCACAAAUAGAGGUCAAACUGACAAGUACUGUAAAACAG
This is a messenger RNA of Chanos chanos (milkfish), 1471 nucleotides long. It is a transcript of the gene rab13, whose product is annotated as RAB13, member RAS oncogene family. Gene Ontology annotation, molecular function: GTPase activity; GTP binding. The transcript is spliced from 8 exons. Lineage: Eukaryota; Metazoa; Chordata; Actinopteri; Gonorynchiformes; Chanidae. The record is from RefSeq and is a predicted model, not a curated record. The coding region runs from base 457 to 1056 and encodes 199 amino acids.